This is a messenger RNA of Acanthochromis polyacanthus (spiny chromis), 4544 nucleotides long. RefSeq names its product islet cell autoantigen 1 (gene ica1). NCBI's taxonomy places the organism in Eukaryota, Metazoa, Chordata, Actinopteri, Pomacentridae. The transcript has 13 exons. The record is from RefSeq and is a predicted model, not a curated record. Bases 180 to 1613 code for a protein of 477 amino acids. Gene Ontology annotation, molecular function: protein domain specific binding. Gene Ontology annotation, biological process: regulation of transport. Gene Ontology annotation, cellular component: Golgi apparatus.
UGACGUCAUCAGUGUUUCGUGCAGGCGGACAAUGCGCUGAAGUGAAGCAGCAGCUGUGUGUACAACACGUACAGUAGAGCAGGGCCUGUCAGCCUGCCAGAGCUGCUGUGGGUCACGAUGGCAAGGAUGUAAAGCGCCUUUUUCUACAUGUUAUCGACAUGCCGAGGGAAUCUUGAAAAAUGGAGGGAGGAAAUUUCGGUUACUCCCGAGACUAUCUUGACCGCUUCAUCCAAAGCCAGGACUCAUCUGUGGUGAACAAGUUCCAGCAGAAGUACUGGAAAACCAAACAGACGCUCAUCAAGGUCACCGGGAAGAAAGAGGACGAACAUGUGGUGGCGUCGGACGCAGAUCUGGAUGCCAAGCUGGAGGUCUUCCACUCCAUCCAGAGAACCUGCAUGGAGCUGCUAAAGGUCAUCGAGCAGUACCAGAGGAGGAUCUGCCUUCUUUCCCAGGAGGAGAAUGAGCUCGGUCGCUUUCUGCGCUCCCAGGGCUCACAGGAUAAAACCAGGGCUGGAAAGAUCAUGCAAGCUACAGGGAAAGCGCUCUGCUUCUCCUCCCAGCAGCGAUUGGCUCUGAGGAACCCUCUGUGCCGUUUGUACCAGGAGGUGGAAACAUUUCGUUACCGAGCCAUCUCCGACACUUGGCUGACGGUGAACAGAAUGGAGCAAUCCAGGACUGAAUACCGAGGAGCACUGCUUUGGAUGAAGGACAUAUCUCAGGAGCUCGAUCCAGACACGCAUAAGCAGAUGGAGAAAUUCCGCAAGGUUCAGGCCCAGGUGCGCACAACCAAAACAAGCUUUGACAAACUGAAGAAUGACGUGUGCCAGAAAGUCGACCUGCUGGGUGCGAGUCGCUGCAACCUCCUCUCCCAUGUCUUAACCACAUACCAGACAACACUUUUGCACUUCUGGGAGAAGACAUCCCACACUAUGGCGGCCAUUCAUGAGAGCUUCAAAGGCAGUCAGCAUUACGAGUUCUCAACAAUUAAGACCUUACAAGACCCCACGGACAAGCCAGCUAAAAAGAAGGGGAAGAAGAAACCCAAAGCAGAGUCAGAAGAUGGAAAGAAGGCUGAAACCACAGACGACCAGCUCAUCUCACUUCAAAUAAAUGAAAAUGAAAACACCAGCGACAAGACCAGAGAAGAUCUUCUCUCUGCUGAUCCAGAGGUGGAAGGAGAGGAGAAGGACAGCAUGGCCUUACUCAACGAGAUCCUCGGCGGUUUGUCCGUGGAUGACGGAGACUUUUCUCGCGAGUGGACGGAAGUGUUUGGAGAGACCGAGGAGGGAACAAGUGCGGCAUCCGGUAGACCAGCAGAGAGCCAGCAAAAAGAAAACUCCUUCUUUCUGCCGUCGCAGCUGUUGGACCAGAGCUUGAAUAAUCUGCAGUCUUCCGUCUCAGAUUGGGCUGGGAUCAUUCCACAGCCCGUCACCCAGGCAACAGAGCACUCAUCUGGAGCCAAUCAGAAUCCUUCUAAGCCAGCAGUGAAAGAUGCAACAGGGACUUCCAAAGAUCUCUCAGCUUGGUUCAACCUCUUUGCCGACUUGGACCCCCUCUCCAAUCCAGAUGCGGUCGGCAAAAGCGACACCGAGCACGAACUUCACAACGCAUAGUUUGCCCCGAGCAUCAUGUGAUCUCUUUUAAAACGGAAACAUUUGGAAGGGAUACAGCUGCAUAUUUCUGCCACCGGGAUGAGAAAGAAAAUCUGAUUUGACCCACAAUCAACAGGCCUCAUGCAAAAAUAACUUGUACAAGCAGAUUCAAAGAUGUCUGAUACAGAAGUGGCAUAAAAAGAGGACUGUCAGGUUCUUCAAAUUUCUUCUUGGUACAAACUAAAUUUACAACUGGUAGGUAGGUAGGCAGAUUGUCUAACUCCCUCCACGACCAGAAAACAGCACACACUUGCUUGUCUUAAUUACAAUUCUUAAUCCUCUGAACCCCAAAUCACAGAUCCAGAAAGCAAGCAGAAAACAAAAUCCCCACAUUGUCAACUUUGCAGCAGUCCUUGCAGAACUAAUCAUGUGUGAAAUGUAUUUUUUCCAGAAAAAAUAAUCAAAUCCAGUUUAAAAUUGUGCUCAUUCACAUCACUUUUUUUUGCAAGUCUCAUUUAACAAUUGGAUAAAAAACUCAAAACAUUCUGCAUUCCUUGGAACUGCGGAGAAGCCAUUUGUGACUCAGCUGUAGCAGGCAGGUGACAAAAACUCGGGAGACUUUUGAGCUGAACUGCAGGCAGUGUUUACGUGGAGCUGGUAGGAAGCAAACAAAAAAAUUAAGCAGUGAAACAGCUACAGUAUGUAGAGGCAACAGAGGCUUUAUACAGCUGUGGUCACCGGGAAAAAUAUUGCAUAUGUUGAUUCCAGUUUUUUUCAGAUAAACAAUCAAAGGGAUAUAACUGUAUUUUUUUUUUUUUUUUUUAAAAACAAGGAACUUCUUGGGGUACAGAGGGUUAAUAUAAACCAAUCUGGAAUUCAAACAUGAUUAUUUAACUUAUCAUGGCUUUCAAUGACUUAAGUUUUUUUGUAGAUUGCACGAUUUUAUUGGCAUAUUUUGAUACAGCAGCUCAGGAGUUGGAGAAAACUGUCCCUCUGAAAGCUGCCUCAAGGCGUCCAGUUUCAUUCUCCAUUGCAGCACUCCAGCAUUUAUCUAUCAGUGACCUUCACCCCUCUUAAUUGACUCUUACGUCUCUCACAACACGUGCUACUCUGAUGAAACAUCAUCUGCAGCUGUAAUAGCAAUAUAUAUAAUAAAUAAUAAUAUUCUUCUUUGAACAAUAAAAAAAAGGGGAUCUUGGUGUUACAUGACAACAAUGUGUCUAAAACUAUAAAUCAGAAAAUAUCUCAUGGUGGCAGUGUUAUGCUGCUGUAAAUGUCCCACUAACAACUGUCAGACUUCUUGUGAACGAAGAGAAACAUUCACAAGAUGACCGUAUUAAGCCUGUUGGUUAUUUCACUGGGUUAAACAUUCAAUGUUUAGCAUGGAUACCUCAGUACGAGUUUGGAACAACAAGCCUUUGACGUUCGCUGCCUUGGAAAUCUGUACUCUCUCGUAGCAUUCAUGCUUUAUUUUCCGAUUCUCAUUACUGAAGAUUGCAAACAGGGAAAACUACUUUACAACGGAAAGAAAGCAAACAUGACAAGGAUCUCAGUGCAGCCGCUCGUGUGUUUACAAAGGAGUGCAACAAGUUGACUGGAGGAAUUUUAAUGCAGUCAAAGAUGAUUAUUCAGAAAUAAACUGAGGCAUGUUUCCCUUUCAUUCAUCUAUUCAACACUCCAAACUGAAUUACACCACAUCUGAAAGGGUGAACUUUAUCCAUCAGGAAGUUGCUUUCCUUCAUCAGCAAAGAAGUUUCCUUUAAAAAAAAAAAAAAAAAAAAAAAAAAAAAAGGCUUCAUUGCUUUCAAAUUCAUUUGCUACAUGCAAUAUUUGUGAUCCUCUUUUAAAUAUAUUGCAGAAGUGUGUGGAUUUGUCUUCAAUUAAAACACAAAUCUGUCAUCUAUUACUGCAUGUUGCAUGCCUUGUUUUAUGUCAUCCAGUAAACGUGACUGAAUGGACGAGGUUUUACAUUGAGAUUUUUUUUUUUAAACAUUCUUUGACGUUUGUAUUUAUUUCAGUUAUUGGCCUUUGUGAGGGAAACAUGCAGUUCCAGAGUAUUAUUCUCCCAGAACUAUGAAAAUACAAUCUCUUACUGGUAUCGACUCUAAUGCUGCAUAAAUUGAAUAUCUAUCAGAGUAAAUGCCUUAAUCUAAUCACAUCAAGAAUAUUGAACCCCAUGAGAAAUAUCUGACUCCUUUACAGUAUAUUAGAAAAGAGUGUAAAUUUAUUUUGGUGUAGCUUCUCAUUGUGUCAUUUUUGAUGUUCAAGCCAUGUGGCAUUUGUUAAUGUCUGGUUAUAACCAAAUGCAUCAACUGCCUUACCUUGAAUCUUAUUUGUAUAUAAAUGCCAUGCUAAUUAUUACUGAUCAUUAGUCACUGUCUUUGUGUAUGGCCUUAAAAAAAGAGAUUACAUACCAACCAAAAAAGACAUUUUCUGUUUUCUUUAUUGAAAAACACACAAGAUCUACAUAAAAACGUGUAAUACACAGGAGAACUGAAUCAUCAUUGCCAAACAUGGCAACCAUCUCUUAACUGCACGGCACAAUAAGCUUGUGAAUAUAAUCAGAAUUAGUAUGAUUGAAACUCCUGGAGCUGCAAGCAGAACAGAACAUUUCAACUUAAUUUGUGUGGUAUGUGCAGCAAAUGUUGUUCAUAUUUGUGUUUCUUUGUGCAAGUGGUUAACGAGACGAAAGGUUUGGAAUGAAGCAUUUACUAGUUAUAUCCUCAUCACAGUUUAACUGGCAUAAAUCAGUCAUGCUUUCGUUUUGUUUCUGCUUUAAUAUGUUCUGAAAACUGAACUUGUGCAAGUAACAAUAGGCCACAUGUGGUUGAAACUGUAUAUCAAGCCAAACUGUGUAACACAAUGUUUUAGUGUAGCUUUACUUCAAACAAUAAUUAAUUGCACUCUUUUUUCUGAUUGCUUUAACUUACAAAUUGGUCUAAAAUAAAAUUA